AUGCAUCUCGUUCUCGUCGCUAUCUUGGUUACCAUCGUUUCCGCUCGUAAGGAGUUCGAGAGGAAGAAGGUGCCUCCGGAAACACGAUUUAUUCCGCCCGCUGAAAGACUACCGUGUGGAUUCAGUUGUUCACGUCGCACUGCGGUUAGAACUAUCGCAGAUGGUGUGUUUGUCAGAAUCGAGUGCUUGGAUAGAAAUGGCAAUAAUAUGGCCCGGUAA
Haemonchus placei is the source of this 219-nucleotide messenger RNA. Lineage: Eukaryota; Metazoa; Nematoda; Chromadorea; Rhabditida; Trichostrongylidae. The record is from the annotation of a GenBank genome assembly.